CGACAUCGACGAGCUCUCUCCACUCCUCCGCAAAGGCAACAACAAUGGCGUCCGUCUACCGCUACCUGCAACGCCUCAGCCACGAGUCGCCCGUCAUCGUCUGGGCCCUCGGCCUCGGCUUCCUCGGCCCCGCCAUGGUCGUCACCGUGCCCCCUAUCCGCAAGCACCUUGGCUGGACCCCCGCCGAGCGCAUCCCCACGACCUUCCCUCUUCCCGACCGUGCCCGCCGACCAGUCUCGGGCUUCGAGGACCCCAAGAACUAGGCUGUUGAACCAAAUGCAUGGCGUAGAAGUCUG
Molecule: messenger RNA, 296 nt
Organism: Vanrija pseudolonga
Lineage: Eukaryota; Fungi; Basidiomycota; Tremellomycetes; Trichosporonales; Trichosporonaceae
Gene: nuo9.5
Product: NADH-ubiquinone oxidoreductase 9 subunit
Exons: 4
Coding region: 45-263 (72 amino acids)
Source: RefSeq, a predicted model, not a curated record